Messenger RNA from Poecile atricapillus (Black-capped chickadee), 8679 nucleotides. It is a transcript of the gene NBEAL2, whose product is annotated as neurobeachin like 2. The transcript has 54 exons. Gene Ontology annotation, molecular function: protein kinase binding. Gene Ontology annotation, cellular component: membrane; cytosol. The coding region runs from base 41 to 8518 and encodes 2825 amino acids. The record is from RefSeq and is a predicted model, not a curated record. Gene Ontology annotation, biological process: intracellular protein localization. NCBI's taxonomy places the organism in Eukaryota, Metazoa, Chordata, Aves, Passeriformes, Paridae.
GCGGAGCCGCCGCUGGUUCCCAGCCGGGCCGGCCCCGGGCAUGGCUUCCCGGGAGCGCCUCUGCGAGCUCUGGAUGCUCUACUUCGCCAAGAAGGACCUGUCCUACCUGCAGCAGUGGCUGGAGGCCUUCGUCAGCAGCUUCGAGAGGGUCAUCGCCCUGCCCUCGCUGCAGCCCCGCAGGCCGGAGGAUCCGGGCUCGGAGAUCCCGGCGCUGCCGCGGGAGGUGCUGCAGGUGCUGAGCCAGCGGCUGGGACACAGCGUGGCCGCGGGGACGCGCGACGGCGAGCGCGGAGCGGGGCUGGGCCAGGCCCUGCUGCUCCUCAAGUUCUUCAGCAUCAUCUGCAGGAACCUGGAGAACGUUCAGCCCGACCGGAGCCCCGGCUGCCUCCCGCACGCGCUGCGGCUGCUGCGGCUCUGCGGGAGACAGCUGCGGAGCAUCCCGGGAGACGAGCGGAGCCAAGUGCAGCAGGAAAACGGGACACAGCUGGAAAACGGGACACAGCUGGAAAACGGGACACACCUGGAAAACCGGACACAGCUGGAGAAGGGGACACAUCUGGAAAAUGGGACACAGCUGGAAAACCGGACACAGCUGGAAAACCGGACACAGCUGGAAAACGGGAUGCUUCACGCCCUGCACCUCUGCGAGUGCUUCCUCGACCCCUACCAGACCUGGCGUCGGCAGCUGAGCGGGGAAUCCAUCAGCGCCAAGGAGAAGAGCAAAUACAAGUUCGCCCCCGCCCCGCUGCCCCCCGAGUUCGGUGCCUUUUUCCAAGAGAGUUUCCAAGCUGGGAAGCAGCUCCCAGAAACGAUCCAGCUCCGGAUUAUCCAUCUUUUUGGAGCCAUCCUCUCCGGAUCCAAGCCCAACGCGCUCCAGGCCAUCACUCCGGCGGCGCUGGAAGCGCUCCUGGGGGUUCUGCGGCGGGGCGGCAGCGGGACCCCCCCGUCCCCCGCGCUGCUGGAGGCCACGCUGCGCUCCGUGGUGGCCGCGGUCCACGUCCUGCACGGCUCCAGCCCCGGCGCCGGCCCCGUGUCCCUGCGGAGCCUCCUGGACGGAUACUUCAGGGUGCUCAACUCCGACCUCCCCGCGGCGUCCCUGGAGCCCGAGGCGGCCGGCGGGCUCAUCGCCCUGCGGGUGCUCAUGUUGGAUGCCAUCCCGGCCAUGCUGAGCUGCCAGGACCGGCCGGUGCUCCAGGCCGUGUUCCUCAGCAACAACUGCUUCGAGCACAUCAUCCGCCUGCUCCAGAACAGCAAGCUCUACCUCGGCGGCUCGCGGGAGGCGGGUGAAGCCCGGGACGAGGUUCCCACACGGAACGGGGAUGAACUCCAGCAGGUCAACGCCGGCAGCUCUGACGCCAUCGCUGUCCACGCCCUGGGCGUGCUCACGGCCAUCAUGAGCAACUCGCCCUCCGCCAAGGAGGUGUUCAAGGAGCGCAUCGGCUACGCCCACCUCUACGAGGUGCUGAGGAGCCAGGGCCAGCCCACCCAGCGUCUGCUCCAGGAGCUCCUCAACAUGGCAGUGGAGGGUGACCACAGCUCCUUCCCAGUGCGUCCCAUCCGCAACGAGCAGCCCCUGCUGAUCCUGCUGGCCUGGCUGCCGGCGCUGGAAUGCCGGGAUCUCCAGGUCUUCCUGUCGGCGUGGCUGCGGCGCCUCUGCGAGGCCUCCCUGCCCAGCCGCCUCACCUGCGUCAAGGCGGGCAUGGUGGGCUCCCUGCUGGCCGCCCUGGCCACCGAGCCGGCGCUUCCCGGUGCCUGCUCCCAAAACCUGCUGGAGCUGCUGCGCUCCUUGGGCAGCCUCUCCAUCCGGCCCGGGGAGCUGCGGCAGCUCCUGCGGCUGCUGCGGCGCGAGCGGGGCCGGGGGCCGCAUCCCUACGUGGCUCCGGUCAUCCGGGCGUUGUCCGGCAUGGCCAGGGGCGAGGGGCCUCCCCGGGCCCUGCAGAGCUUCGACCUGAGCCCCGGCAUGGCCGGCAUCAUGGUGCCCACCAUCCAGAAAUGGCCUGGCGGCGCCUUCGCCUUCCACGCCUGGCUGUGCCUGAGCGAGGAGGAGCCGGAGCCGCCGGUGAGGCCCAAGAGGAGGCAGCUCUACAGCUUCUUCACGGCGGGCGGGACAGGCUUUGAGGCGUUCUUCACCACGGGUGGCGUGCUGGUGGUGGCCGUGUGCACCAAGAAGGAUUACAUGACGGUGGCACUGCCGGAGUUCGCCUUCAACGACUCGGCUUGGCACUGCGUUGACAUCGUCCACGUUGCCGGCCGCCGGCCCUUCGGCCAGAACGUCGUCAGCAUCUACGCCGACGGACACCUGCGGAAAACGGCGCAGCUCCGCUUCCCGUCCCUGCACGAGUCCUUCACCUCCUGCUGCAUCGGCUCCGCGGGCCACCGGACCACCACGACGGCCGCCACCGCUGCCGGGCACCCGCCGGCAUCCCACGGGCCGGAGCUGGUCUUCCCCCAGCACCCCGUGCUGGGACGCUCCCAGUCUGUCCCAGCCACCCUCGGGCCCCACUCCUGGACCCCCACCCAGCUGCCCACGGAGGGGGUGGUGGCCACCACGGCAGCUGGAAGCCAGGACACGGAGUGGGGCAGCCCCACCUCGCUGGAAGGUCACCUGGGCUCCGUGGCCAUCUUCUGCGAGGCCCUGCAGCAAACCCAGGUCAAGGCUCUCUUCUGUGCAGGACCAAAUGUCACAUCCCCGUUCACUCUGGAAGGUGACCUGGUGGAGCUCAGCAGUAAACUCCUGCUGUACUACACCCCCCAGGCCUGCAGGAACAACAUCUGCUUGGACCUCUCUCCCAGCCACGGCUUGGACGGGAGGCUGACCGGACACAAGGUGGUCAACUGGGACAUCAAGGACGUGGUCAACUGCGUGGGUGGGAUGGGGGUACUCCUGCCCCUGCUCGAGCAAGUGGUGUCCAAGACAGAGGAGCCCGAGGAUGAGCAGGAGACCAACGAGCUGGUGGGGCCGGAGCUGACGUCCUCCAGGAAUGCCCAGGGCAUGCUCAUCCCUCUGGGGAAGUCCUCAGAGAGCAGGCUGGAGAGGAACAGCGUGGCCGCCUUCCUGCUGCUGGUGAAGAACUUCCUGAGGAACCACGCCGUGAACCAGGAGAGCCUGGUGCAGUGCCACGGGCCGGCCAUCAUCGGAGCGCUGCUGCACAAGGUCCCCGGCACGCUGCUGGACAUGAGCACCUUGGUGGCCUCGCAGAUCCUCAUGGAGCAGGUGGCUUCCGAGGGCAGCGGGCUCCUGCUGCACCUCCUCUACCAGCACCUCCUCUUCGACUUCCGCAUCUGGAGCAACAGCGACUUCGCCGUGCGCUUAGGUCACAUCCAGUACCUGGCCAGCGUGGUCAAGGACCACAAGCAGCGCGUCCGCAGGAAGUACGGGGUGCAGUUCAUCCUGGACUCCAUCCGGACCUACUACAGCACCUCCGGGGAGAAGACCACGGCCACCGACGACAUCAGGACAGUGCAGACGUCCCUUUUCAGCCUGGUGAAGGACUUCUUCUGCAGGAGCUUCUCCGGGGAGGAGAUGCAGAGCUUGCUGAACUACCUGGCUGGGGCACAGGACGAGCAGCAGGUCUGUGGGGCGCUGGAGGUGAUCCACAGCCUGCUGAAGGGUUCCCCAGCCCAGGAGCAGCUCUUCGCCUUCCUCUUCGAGCCGGGCCACGUGGAGCUGCUCUUCUCCCUGCUGGUGCAGAAGAAGUUCUCGGAUGAAGUGCGGGAAAGGGUCUUCAAGAUCCUCUACAAGAUGCUGAAGUACGAGAAGGUCCCCGAGCGCAGCAAGAGCCGCCUGAAGCUGAAGGACAUCGGGUACCACGGGCUCAUCUCCUGCCUCAGCGACGUUCCCGGCUCCAUGCUGCUCUUCCGCUGCCUCUCGGAGCAGGUCCUGGGGGCAGACCCUCCCAACUACAAGGACCUGGUGGCCGUGGUGUACCUGUCCCACCGGGCUGAGCUGAGCAUCCGGCUCGACAUCUGCCGCAAGCUCUUCCACCUGAUCUACGCGCAGCAGGACCUGGUGAAGCAGUUGGCCAGGUUGGCCAGCUGGCAGGACACGCUCACCAAGCUCUACGUGAAGGAGUCCUAUGAGUGCCGCCAGCACAGCCUGAGCACCGCCGGCUGCCCGGAGCUGCUGCGCCUGUCCGAGCCCUCCGGCAAGGACAGGAUGAGCCCACCACCCGCCGAGCUCCAGGAGCUCGACGUCUUCCUCCCGCUGGGAUACGAGGCCUCGGACCAGGAGCUCUCCGAGGGCUUCUCUGACCACUCCAUCUCCCCGAGCGGUCGCACCAAGUCCUUCCACUCCUACAACUUCAAGUCCUUCGACUCCUCGGACCGGGCCAGCCGCUCGUCGUCCAACCCCGGGGACGGUCCCCCCUUCGACGGCGUCUACCACCCGCUGUCCCCCUUCUCCACCUCACCCUUCGACCUGGGGCUGGACCUGGCCAGCACCAGCUCCAUGGCCACGGCCGAGAGCGGCACCCAGACCCCGGCCAGCGGCCCCGGCACCCCCUCGCCCCUGGAGAGCUUCAAGCCCUUCCCGGGAAUGCGAGCGCGCAAGAGCUCCAGCCUGUCCAACGUCCUGGAUGAGAGCAGCUACCAGGACGCGCUGCCCAGUGACAACAUCUCCAACACCAGCAACCCCCAGCAAACCCCCGAGGAGGAGCUGUGCAACCUGCUGACCAACAUCAUCUUCUCGGUGACGUGGCGCGGGGUGGAGGGCUGGGACGACGCAGCCUGGAGGGAGCGCGGCCAGGUCUUCUCCGUGCUCACCAAGCUGGGCACAGCCUGCGAGCUGGUGCGGCCCCCGGACGAGAUCAAGCGCAGCCUGCUGGAGAUGAUGCUGGAGUCGGCGCUGACCGACCUGAAGGAGUCGGGCACGGCCGCGCUGCCCGGGCUCACCCACAACGCCCUCAAGCUGCUGCGGCUGCUGCAGGAUUUCCUCUUCUCCGAGGGACACAACAACCAGGCCCUGUGGAGCGAGAAGAUCUACGAGGGUGUCAGCAGCCUGCUGGACAAGCUGGGCGUGUGGCACCACCUGUCCAACGGCUCCUCCGACCUGAGGGAGAUGGCGCAGACGGGGCUGCGGGUGCUCCUCGGGUACAUCCUGCUGCAGGACCCCCAGGUGGGUCACCCCUCCCCGGGCACCGCGCCGGCCCCGCGCCGGCCCCGCCUGACCUCCGUGUCCCCCCAGCUGCACUCGCUGGCCUACGUCAAGCUGCACAGCCUCCUGCAGACCACCUCGGCCCCGCGGAGGGACGAGGCCUGCUACCUGCUGGGGAAGCUGGAGACGCCCCUGCGGCGCUCCCUGGAUUCCAGGUCGGAGGCCUUCUCCUGGUUGGUGCCCAUCAUCCGCACGCUCAUGGAUCAGUGCUACGAGACCCUGCAGCUGCAGCAGUUCCUGCCCUCGCUGCCCCCCACCAACGGCAGCCCCACCUUCUACGAGGAUUUCCAGCUCUUCUGCAGCACCCCGGAGUGGAGGGGCUUCAUCGAGAAGCACGUGCAGCCCACCAUGGCCCAGUUUGAGAUGGACACGUUUGCCAGGAGCCACGACCUGAUGUCCAAUUUCUGGAACGCCUGUUACGAUGCCAUGAUGAGCAGCUCCCAGCGCCGGGAGCAGGAGAAGGCGGCCAGCCGCAAGUUGUUCCAGGAGCUGGUGCUGGAGCCGGUGGCGAAGCGCUGCAAGGCGGAGAACGCCCGUCACGCCAACGUCCUCAAGCAGGCCAACAACCACCACAGCACCGUGCUCAAGCAGUGGCGGUCCCUGUGCCGCCUGCUCACCUCGCCCCGCUCCGCCUGGGCCGACCGGAACCCACCGGAGGUUCGCUGGAAGCUGUCAAGUGCUGAGACCUACUCCCGGAUGAGGCUGAAGCUGGUGCCCAACCUCAAUUUCGACCAGCACUUGGAGGCCAGCGCCCUACGGGACAAUCUGGGAGCUGACCACCUCCAGAACCCCACUGAGUCCCUCCCGCUCGCCAUGGCCAAGGAGGCCAAGGUGAGCGAGCUGGAGGAUGACCAGCUGGCCGAGGAGGACCUCCCUGUCCUGGACAACCAGGCUGAGCCCAAGGAGCAGAACCAGCGGGAGAAGCUGGUGGUGUCGGAGGACUGCGAGCUCAUCACCACGGUGGCCGUGGUCCCUGGACGCCUGGAGGUGACAACCCAGCACGUUUAUUUCUACGACGGCAGCGGCGAGAAGGAGGAGACGGAGGGAGGGAUCGGCUACGACUUCAAGCGCCCCUUGUCCCACCUGCGCGAGGUCCACCUGCGCCGCUACAACCUGCGCCGCUCCGCCCUCGAGCUCUUCUUCAUCGACCAGGCCAACUACUUCCUCAACUUCAGGAAGAAGGUGAGGAACAAGGUGUAUUCCUGCAUCCUCGGCCUGCGGCCCCCCAACCAGACCUAUUUCGGCAGCCGGUCCCCCCAGGAGCUGCUCAAAGCCUCGGGGCUCACACAGAAAUGGGUCCUGCGGGAGAUCUCCAACUUCGAGUACCUCAUGCAGCUGAACACCAUCGCGGGGCGCACCUACAACGACCUGUCCCAGUACCCCGUGUUCCCCUGGAUCCUGCGGGAUUACGUCUCGGAGACCCUGGACCUCACCAACCCGGCCGUGUUCCGGGACCUGUCCAAGCCCAUCGGGGUGGCCAACGAGCGGCACGCCCGCGACGUCAAGGAGAAGUACGAGAGCUUCGAGGACCCCACGGGCACGGUGGACAAGUUCCACUACGGCACUCACUACUCCAACGCCGCCGGGGUGAUGCACUACCUGAUCCGCACCGAGCCCUUCACCACCCUCCACAUCCAGCUGCAGAGCGGCAGGUUUGACUGCUCGGACCGGCAGUUCCACUCGGUGCCGGCGGCCUGGCAAGCCCGCAUGGAGAACCCGGUGGAUGUCAAGGAGCUCAUCCCGGAGUUCUUCUACUUCCCGGAGUUCCUGGAGAACCAGAACGGCUUUGACCUGGGCUGCCUCCAGCUCUCCAAUGAGAAGGUCGGGGACGUGGUGCUGCCGCGCUGGGCGCGCUCCCGCGAGGAUUUCAUCCAGCAGCACCGCAAAGCCCUGGAGUCGGAAUAUGUCUCCGCCCACCUCCACGAGUGGAUCGACCUCAUUUUUGGGUACAAGCAGCGCGGCCCGGCCGCCGUGGAGGCCCUCAACGUCUUCUACUACUGCACCUACGAGGGGGCCGUGGACCUGGACGCCAUCACCGACGAGACGCAGCGCAAGGCUCUGGAGGGCAUCAUCAGCAACUUCGGGCAGACGCCCUGCCAGCUGCUCAAGGAGCCCCACCCCGCCCGGCUGUCGGCAGAGAGCGCGGCACGCCGGCUGGCCCAGCUCGACACCCGCUCCCCCAACGUCUUCGAGAACCUGGACCAGCUCAAGUCCUUCUUCGUGGAGGGCAUCAGCGAUGGGGUGGCCCUGGUGCAGGCCGUGGUCCCCAAGAACCAGGCCCAUUCCUUCAUCACUCAGGGAUCCCCCGACAUCCUGGUCACCGUGAGUGCCAACGGCUUGCUGGGGACCCACAGCUGGCUGCCCUACGACAAGAACAUCUCCAACUACUUCAGCUUCACCAAAGACCCCACUGUCACCAACGCCAAGACCCAGCGCUUCCUGCAGGGCCCCUUCGCCCCCGGGGCCGACCUGAGCUCCCGCACGCUGGCCGUGUCCCCCGACGGGAAGCUGCUCUUCAGCGGGGGACACUGGGACAACAGCCUCCGUGUCACCUCGCUGGCCAAGGGCAAGGUGGUGGGGCACAUCACCCGGCACAUAGAUGUUGUCACCUGCCUGUCGCUCGACCUCUGCGGCAUCUACCUCAUUUCUGGCUCGCGGGACACCACCUGCAUGGUGUGGCAGGUCCUACAGCAGGGUGGCUUUUCCAGCGGCUUGGCUCCCAAACCCGUCCAGGUGCUGUACGGCCACGACGCCGAGGUGACGUGCGUGGCCAUCAGCACCGAGCUGGACAUGGCCGUGUCCGGCUCCAAGGACGGCACCAUCAUCACCCACACCGUGCGCCGGGGUCUCUUCAUCCGCUCCCUGCGGCCGCCCGGCGAGAGUUGUCCCCCAGCCCUCCUGUCCCACCUGGCCGUGGGGCCCGAGGGGCAGGUGGUGGCCCAAACCGCCGUGGGGCAGCCCUCCUGCUGCAAGGACAGGUUUGCGCUGCACCUGUACUCGGUGAACGGGAAGCUCCUGUCCUCCGUCCCGCUGGACCGGGAGGUGACAGCCAUGUGCCUGACCGAGGACUUCGUGGUGCUGGGGACCUCGGAGUGCGGGCUGGAGAUCCGGGAGCUCCAGAGCCUCAGGGCGGCCGUGCCCCCGGUGCCCAUGCGCGUGCCCGUGCGCAGCGUGUCCGUCACCAAGGAGAGGAGCCACAUCCUGGUGGGGCUGGAGGACGGGAAGCUCAUCGUGGUGGGAGCUGGGCAGCCCGCGGAGGUGCGGCCGGGCCAGUUCCACCGGCGGCUGUGGCGCUCCACACGGCGCAUCUCCCAGGUGUCGGCCGGAGAGACGGAAUACAACCCCUCCCCCGAGGGCAGGGCCUAGGCAGGCACCCACCACCCAGCCCGGGGGUCCCGUGCCCCCCACACGGAGCGGGGGACCCCCGGGUACCGAGAGGGGCCCAGAGAGCCCCGCCCUGCCCGACAUCCGUGGCCUUAUCCAGCCCCGCUGGGGUGUCCAGCCCUCCCCGGGUUUUCGGGGGACGC